AUGAUAUCAAAAAUGCUAUUGAGAAACUCCGGCAGCCUUAAAUCUUUAACCAGGGGUGGUGAGCCUUUUAUUCAAAAAGAAUUGGAUUAUGGCGCCCACAACUAUACCAAGCGCCCUAUUUUAGAAUGCUCUUAUUAUAUAAAAGCUGUCGCAGAUAAUUAAAAAUGAGCAAAUUUCGUAAUAAAACCUAGAUUUUUCACAAAAUUUAUUAUCUCAAGGCACACGCUAAAAGCGUGCCUAAUAAAUAUCAUCCCCUUCCAGUCGUUCUUCAGCGCGGCCAAGGAAUUUACGUAUGGGACAUCGCAGGCAAACGGUAUAUGGAUUUCCUGUCUGCGUACUCUGCCGUGAACCAAGGCCACUGUCACCCUAAAAUAGUCCAAACAAUGAUAGACCAAGCCCAAGUCCUCACAAUAACUUCUAGGGCUUUCUACAACAACCUUUUAGGCGACACUGAAGAGCUUCUCUGCAAAACUUUCGGCUACCAAAAAGUCCUUAUGAUGAAUUCAGGCGCUGAAGCUGGCGAGUCUGCUGUUAAAAUUGCAAGGCGAUGGGGUUACCAAGUCAAAGGAAUCCCUGACAAUCAGGCUAAGGUCAUUUUUUGCACUGGAAAUUUCUGGGGUCGAACUUUAGCUGCUUGUGGCUCAUCUGAUGACCCUGACAGAUAUAGGAAUUUUGGGCCUUUUGGAGGGCUUAAUUUUCAUUUGGUACCUUAUGAUAAUAUUGAAUCUUUAGAAGAAGAACUGAAAAACCCAAAUACAGCUGCAUUUAUGAUGGAGCCAAUACAAGGGGAAGCAGGUGUUGUGGUGCCAAGCAAAGGGUAUUUGACAAAGGUAAGGGAAUUGUGCACAAAAUAUAAUGUAUCCAUUUUUCUAUUAAAUUGUGUUAGAAUUUAUUAAUAAUUUUGCAUUAAAAUAAAUAAAGAAUACUUAUGAUCGCUGACGAAAUACAGACAGGCAUUGGAAGGGCUGGGAAACUUCUUGCAGUCGAAUGGGAAGGGAUAAAGCCUGACAUUGUGACUUUAGGAAAAUCAUUAUCAGGCGGCCUCAUGCCUAUAAGUGCUGUGCUUGCUGAUGAGUCAGUUUUGCAGGUUUUAGACCCAAAUUCGCAUGGCUCUACUUUUGGUGGGAAUCCUUUGGCUUGUAAAAUCGCUAAAACUGCCCUUGAAGUUGUCUUUGAAGAAAAUUUGAUUAAUAAUUCAAGAGAACUAGGAGAAGUUUUUAGAGCUGAGUUCAAGAAACUUGAAGGGGGAUUUGUAAAAGAAGUCAGAGGAAAAGGGCUUAUGAACGCUUUAGAAAUUUCUACACCUAGUGGAGCUUGGGAAUUGUGUGAGAAAAUGGCAGAAAAAGGGCUGCUGGCUAAGCCAACUCAUGGGAAUAUUAUUAGGUUUGCACCACCUUUGGUGAUUAACAGAGAGCAGCUAUAUGAAGGAAUCAGUAUUAUAUAUGAUUCAAUAAAAGAAUCACAAUAA
Molecule: messenger RNA, 1468 nt
Organism: Blepharisma stoltei
Lineage: Eukaryota; Ciliophora; Heterotrichea; Heterotrichida; Blepharismidae
Source: the annotation of a GenBank genome assembly